CACAAGCAUAUUGUGAUACAUUUCCUGCUCAGCUCUUUUCCACUUUACCUUGUGUGGUCCCUAUAUUUAGCUCAGUCCAGGGAAACGAACCAACACAGGCAGGAAAACUAAGUUGGGAAAGAAUUGGAGGAAGUCUAGUGGCCAUUUAGACAAACAACUCACACACUGGGAUCAGAGCUGGCUGAAUAUGCAGCAGUAGGCCUACUCUAUAUGGCUGAGACAGACAAAGGACUUUAGAAUGAUAGAGGGCCAUCUGAAGAAAGACUUAGCAGAUACUAGAAGAGCUAUGCUGGCUUCAGUAGCAGCCUUUUGGAUCCUGCUGGAUUUGGGUUUUGAUGUGGAUUUGAACAGACAAAAGGUGGAUCUAUAAAUGACCAUGUUUAAAAGGUGGAUCCAUGUGGUCUGCUGGUAGAUCUCGGCUGGUUGAAAGUCUCAGAUGAGGAAAACCCUGAUUGGUCCAGAGCAGUGAGCAGGAAGUGUUGACCUCUGUCCUUCCUCCAGUUUGGCACCAUGGGAUCAUCCACAUUGGGAAAGGCAGCAUCUCUUGAUGCUCUUGUAAAUGAAUGCAUUCAUGCAUUUGAUGACAAUGGGGAGCUGCAGGCCAACCUGCUUCCUCGCAGCCUGCUGCUGAUGCAUCGUUGGUACAUUACAUCCUCAGAACUGGCGGGAAAACUACUGAUGAUGUACCGUGACUGUAAAGCUGACAACUGCCAGGGAACCAGGCUGAAGAUUUGUUAUUUAAUGAGGUACUGGAUUGUGACAUUCCCUGCAGAGUUCAACCUGGACAUGGGUCUGAUCAGGAUAACAGAGGAGUUCAGAGAUGUGGCUGCUCAGCUCGGCUGUGAGAAACAUUUCAAGCUCCUCGACAUCUCCACCAUUCCGUCAUAUGACUGGAUGCGUAAGUUGACCCAGCGCAAGAAGCAGGCUAAGAAAGGCAAGGCCUCGCUGCUGUUUGACCACCUGGAACCUAUGGAGCUGGCCGAGCAUCUCACCUUCCUGGAGUUCAAGUCCAUACGGAGGAUAUCGUUCACUGAUUACCAGAGCUAUGUGAUCCACGGCUGCCUGGUGGACAACCCAACUCUGGAGCGGUCCAUUGCUCUGUUCAACGGAGUCUCUCAGUGGGUCCAGCUCAUGGUGCUCAGCAAGCUAACACCUCAGACUCGCGCAGAGGUUAUUACCAAAUACAUCCACGUGGCUCAGAAACUUCUGCAGCUGCAGAACUUCAACACUCUGAUGGCGGUGGUGGGGGGCCUGAGCCACAGCUCCAUUUCUCGACUCAAGGAGACUCAGUCUUAUCUGGCUCCCGAAGUUGUGAAGAUCUGGAGCGAGAUGACAGAGCUGGUGUCCUCCAACAACAACUACUCCUGCUACCGAAAGGCUUUCAAUGAAUGCCAGGGCUUUAAAAUCCCCAUCCUGGGUGUGCACCUCAAGGACCUGAUUGCAGUGCAUGUCGUCUUUCCUGACUGGGUUCAUGACAGUAAUAAGGUGAACCUGGUGAAGAUGCAUCAGCUCUACAUGACCUUCAAUGAGUUGGUGUCAUUGCAGAGUGCAGUGGCCCAAGUGGAGCCCAACAUGGACCUGAUCUACCUGUUAACGCUUUCUUUAGACCUUUAUUACACAGAAGAUGAAAUUUAUGAGUUGUCAUUGCUAAGGGAACCACGUAACUCCAAAUUAUUGCCUACCUCUCCAACAACUCCCAACAAACCUAUGGUCCCACUGGACUGGGCCUCCGGUUUCAACACUAAACCAGACCCUUCUGUGGUCAAUAAACACAUCAGGAAGGUGGUAGAUUCUGUGUUCAGGAAUUAUGACCAUGACCAUGAUGGCUAUAUUUCUCAAGAGGACUUUGAGAGCAUCGCUGCUAAUUUUCCCUUCCUGGACUCCUUCUGUGUUUUGGACAAAGAUCAAGAUGGAUUGAUCAGUAAGGAUGAGAUGAUAGCGUAUUUCCUGCGGGCUAACCCACUGCUCCAGUGUAAGAUGGGUCCAGGUUUCAUCCACAACUUCCAGGAGAUGACAUACCUGAAGCCCACCUUCUGUGAACAUUGUGCUGGAUUUCUUUGGGGAAUCAUCAAACAGGGCUACAAGUGCAAAGACUGUGGCGUUAACUGUCAUAGACAAUGUCGGGAGCUGCUGGUUCUGGCCUGUAGGAAGCUGAUCCGCUCUAGCUCUCUGGGCAAUGUUUCUCCUGCCAGACUGACCCACAGCUCACUGCCCAGCAGCCCAGCAUUGCCCACUUGUAAAGAUGAGGAUGAGGUGUUUGAGUUCCCAGCUGUCACAUCAGCAGGUCCAGCUCUGGACACUCAGUCCAUCACCCUGAUGACUGGCUCGGCCCAGAGGAUCUCUGUGCGCCUGCAGAGGGCCACCAUCAGCCAGGCCACCCAAACAGACCCCCCGUGGUCUGAACACAGCUGGGGGGCCACAGAUGGCGGCUCCCACACCUUCCCCAAAAUGAAAUACAGGACUCACAGAAAAACAUCUAAAAAUAAAGGUUUUGCCCGCUGGGAAAACCAGAAUGACCAGGCAGUUUCUUCACGGUGCAGCACGGACUCUCGGGAGAAGUCAGACGUAUCAGGAGAGCUUGUACUGAACGGGAAUCCACACAGAGGGAAGGACAGCUGACUUGGUCACGUUGGUGAGGGCCAGUUCCAGGGGUCCAGAAAGCCCCUGGUGGCUGGGACCAGGAAGCUCUUCUCUCUGGGGGACGUGCUGGGUUGUCUGAGGUCCCCCUUCAGUGACUUGGAGUUAUCAUGUCCUCUCUAGACCUCAGCACAGGCGGAGCUACAUCUGGAUGCCAUGUAGCUGCAUGGAAGGACAUAAUGUGUGGUCUCUUGGAGACUUCACUCUUCUCUUGGAGAGUUCACAAAGAUGAAGCAGAUGAGCUCAGAGGAUAAUGGAACAUGGGAUGACACCUCCAUCCUGUGCAGCAUAAUCGGCUGGGGAUCAGUGGAGAUUACUAAAACGUAACUUAGGUUGGAGUUUGAUUCGGGAUGUACAUAACACUAGCACUUGAAAAAGAGAGAAGAAACAUUUUUUAAACUUCCUAAAAGUGUGGAAUGAAAUUCAGUUGAGUGGAUCAAAGCCAGCCAGUUACUCUACGUAAACCAGCUUUAAAUUCCAGGCUGGGUACAGAAUGUCAAAAUAAAAGCCUGAUCUGAAGAAAGCGACAAGCAAGUUCUCAAUGAUCACUUCCCAAGUUGAAAUGAUCAGAUAAAGUGUGAUGGAUAUGGGAGAGUGUGUACAUUUUUGUAUGGUGAGUUGCAAAAAAAGGGAAAGUCAAAAUGAAAGUGAAUGUUAAAGGCAUCCAGCCCUUCUGAAGAUGGACGAUUCUGGAAAACCUUAGAAUCUGUUAAAUUAUGUUUUUGAGUGUUCAUUGCCAAUGUUUUUAUUUAUUCCUACAGUAUCUGCACCUGACAACUACAGUGUGGUUAAAGGUUCUAUAUUUGAAAUUCAGAGCAUUAAUAUAGCAGCAAACAACUAUUGUCUAUGUAAAGAUAUAGAGGAGUAAUGUCUACCUGAGCAGAGAGUGAAGUCUCUCUUUGUGUGUUGUAAUCAGAGCUUUGCUGUGCUUUGCUUACAUAGCCAGCUGGCCUCACAUGCAUUUUAGUGCAUACAAGUCUCUCUGUUGUGCCCCACUGGCUAGCUACAGUAAUCGACGCAUCGCACUGCGGUUACAGUUGAUAAUUGUAUCCCGACCAUGGAUGUAUAAAGAGAACUGGAUGCAGCGUUGGAGGCGGGACCCCGUUCAUUCCUAUGAAAGUUGCUCAGAGGAGCAUGAAGCCUAAAUGGCUCGACUUCCAUCUGGGAAAGUACCCGAAUCUUCCGGUGAUCUUCCGCAUCCAUUGGGCACAUGGAAGAUGCGCAGUAACGUCCGCUCGGUCACAUGACGAAAUUGGGAUCAACGACUGGCGCUCUUCUUGGGGGCUUGGUCCCGGCGCACGGCGUCUUUGCAGAAACAUAGUGCCCACUCUCCUCUAAUAUUUAAAUGCAGACAAUCACAAGCACUAAUGUUACUAAACGUACCUUCAAUAGUAGUGCCUCUCCAGUCAGCUGGCUCACAGGAAACUAUUUUAAUGUGACAGCUUGUGUCAGCGGUGAGAAGCUCUGCUCAUGCUCCCACCCCCAACCUGUGAUUGGACAGUUGAUUGUUUUUCAUUUUGGCAUGGAUGAUGCGUUAAAUCUCAAAAAAAAGAAAAAGCUCUCCUGCACCUCCUUAUGAAAACUGUGAUGAUGCUUUGCAUUUAGUAUUGGCAGGUUUAAGCUGAACACUGAGAUGUAAUGCACCUCUUCAAUUUGUUUUCUGUGUUGCGAUUUCAUUUGAAUGUAGCAUUGAAAAACAAUUCAUUCAGUUGUUAAAGACAAAAAGCUAAAUAAUUGUCCUUUUAACAAAUGUUUUUCAUUUAAUUAUGACAGGAAAUGUUAUUUUACUUUUUAUUUAGGCAUAAUCGGGGUACAAAGAUUACCUGUAGGUCUCUUUUGACAUUUACAAAAUCUUUUACAGAUGGAAUUAAUUAAUAAUAUGAAUUUAUAUCAAUAAAGCAUAGUAAAGAAUGUACACAUGGAGUAAGAAAACAGAAUGUGUGUGCUUAUGCUUUAAAAAAACACCUCCACACCUCACUCAGAAUAAAAAAAUAAAAAAAUAAAAAAAUCUAAUCAUUUUGUG
Sebastes umbrosus (honeycomb rockfish) is the source of this 4660-nucleotide messenger RNA. It is a transcript of the gene rasgrp3, whose product is annotated as RAS guanyl releasing protein 3 (calcium and DAG-regulated). The transcript has 17 exons. Gene Ontology annotation, biological process: positive regulation of GTPase activity; Ras protein signal transduction. Gene Ontology annotation, cellular component: plasma membrane. The record is from RefSeq and is a predicted model, not a curated record. Gene Ontology annotation, molecular function: calcium ion binding; guanyl-nucleotide exchange factor activity. The coding region runs from base 511 to 2619 and encodes 702 amino acids. Lineage: Eukaryota; Metazoa; Chordata; Actinopteri; Perciformes; Sebastidae.